Messenger RNA from Eruca vesicaria subsp. sativa (arugula), 1617 nucleotides. Lineage: Eukaryota; Viridiplantae; Streptophyta; Magnoliopsida; Brassicales; Brassicaceae. The record is from the annotation of a GenBank genome assembly.
AUGGAUGAUGAUUAUUACUUGAGCUGCGAAGAGGACGAGGAAGAAGAGCAAGAGGAGGAGCUUGAGGUGGUUGAGGAUGAUUAUGAUAAAUAUUGUCAUGCUCAACAUGACGAGAAUUCCUCCACAAAACCAGAACUAACUUGCCAGAUCAUCACCAACGAAACACUCGUAGCCGCGCAGAAGGAAGUUUUGGUUAAGGUUAUGGAUUUUUUCACUCUCAAGAAGAGCCAAGCAAGGACUCUUCUCAUUCAUUACCAAUGGAACGUUGAUAAACUCUUAGAUGUCUACGGUGAGAAAGGUAAAGAGAGUCUUUUCAAAACCGCUGGUCUUACUGUCUUUGCUCGUACUUCCUUGCCUGAAUCUCGAUACUCUUUGAGGAAGAAGAUGGCUUGUGAUAUCUGCAUGGACGAUGAUUUACAAUUCUACUCGAUGACGAGAAUGGACUGUGGUCAUUGCUUUUGUAAUAACUGUUGGAAAGAGCAUUUUACUGUGAAGAUCAACGAUGGUAUGAGUAAAAGAAUCACAUGCAUGGCUUAUAAAUGUAACGCGAUUUGCGAUGAAGACGUUGUUAAGAAGCUAAUUAAUCCAGAAGUAGCUGAGAAGUUUGAUCGUUUCUUGGUUGAGUCGUACGUUGAUGAUAACAAAAGGGUCAAGUGGUGUCCAAGCACGCCUCAUUGCGGCAACGCGAUAAGGAGAGAAGAAGAUGGUGGUGGAGAGGUUGAAUGCUCGUGUGGUCAUCAGUUUUGUUUCAGCUGUCUUUGUGAGUCUCACUCUCCUUGCUCUUGCUUGAUGUGGAAGCUGUGGAGCAAGAAGUGUGAAGAGGAGUCCGCGACACUUAACUGGAUAACGGUCCACACUAAGAUGUGUCCUAAAUGUAGCAAACCUGUUCACAGGAGUGAUGGAUGCAACCUCAUGACUUGUAUUUGUGGACAGCAUUUUUGUUGGUUGUGUGGUGGAGCUACUGGUGUAAGACAUACAUGGACUAGUAUAGAUGGUCAUAGUUGUGGUAAAUUCCAAGAAGACAAGGCGAAGGAAUUGGAGAUAGCCAAAAGGGAUUUAGAGAGAUAUACACAUUACUAUCAUCAAUACAGAUCACAUACUGAUUCAUCAAAGCAAGAGGAUAAACUUAGAAAGAGUGUACGUGAGAAGGCGGCGUUAGUGUCAAAAAAAACUCACGUCUCAGUGCAUAAGGAUAUGAAGUGGGUAACAAAUGGAGCCGACUUGUUAUUCAGAUCAAGAAAAAUUAUUUCAUACACAUAUGUUUUUGCCUUCUACAUGUUUGGUAGAGAGCUGUUCAAAGGUGAGAUGAGUGAUGAGGAAAGAGAGAUGAAGAAGAAUCUGUUUGAAAUUCAGCAGCAGCAACUUAUAGGUAAUAUUGAGAGCCUUUCAAAGACUUUGAACGAGCCUUUUGAUGGUUAUAGUUGUGGUGAGUUGAAUAAGAUGAAGCAUGAGGUUAUAGGGUUUGGUUUUGUGGUUGAUAAACUUUGCAAGGAGAUGUAUGAGUGCAUUGAGAAUGAGUUGUUGGGUCCAUUAUUAGCUGGACACAACCAUAAAAUUGCACCUUAUAGAUCGGAAGGGAUAGAGAAAGCAAUUGAGUUUGGUGCUGACAUGGUCUGA